Molecule: messenger RNA, 1263 nt
Organism: Argiope bruennichi
Lineage: Eukaryota; Metazoa; Arthropoda; Arachnida; Araneae; Araneidae
Product: serine/threonine-protein phosphatase 1 regulatory subunit 10-like
Exons: 4
Coding region: 1-1263 (420 amino acids)
Source: RefSeq, a predicted model, not a curated record
AUGCGGGCCGAGAAGAUUCUGGUCCAGUCAGGCGCAUCUCAGUUUCUAUUGGAUGGAUCUCGAAGUUUCCAGCGUUAUCUAAUUCGUAUCCAUGUCGCCAAACGGUCACCAAGUUUGUCGUCAAGAUUUGGGAUUACAGGCUCGGCACCCGAGCAGCAUCCAAUACAGCAAGACAUUGAAAAGAAGCACCCAAAACUGAUUAAUCGCGAAGAGGUAUUUCAUCGUUGUAGUGAUGAACCACAUUUGACUUUGGCCACCUUCGGAAGUUGGAGUUUGGCUGAAAUACCCUCAAUUGUGCUUGACAAAGAGUAUAUCGAGACACUCAAUCUCCGAGAAAGACACACGGGGCAGGGACCACAGACACACACGGGGCAGGGACCACAGACACACACGGGGCAAGGACCACAGACACACACGGGGCAGGGACCACAGACACACACGGGGCAGGGACCACAGACACACACGGGGCAAGGACCACAGACCCACACGGGGCAAGGACCACAGACCCACACGGGGCAAGGACCACAGACCCACACGGGGCAAGGACCACAGACCCACACGGGGCAAGGACCACAGACCCACACGGGGCAAGGACCACAGACCCACACGGGGCAAGGACCACAGACCCACACGGGGCAAGGACCACAGACCCACACGGGGCAAGGACCACAGACCCACACGGGGCAAGGACCACAGACCCACACGGGGCAAGGACCACAGACACACACGGGGCAAGGACCACAGACACACACGGGGCAAGGACCACAGACACACACGGGGCAAGGACCACAGACACACACGGGGCAAGGACCACAGACACACACGGGGCAAGGACCACAGACACACACGGGGCAAGGACCACAGACACACACGGGGCAAGGACCACAGACACACACGGGGCAAGGACCACAGACACACACGGGGCAAGGACCACAGACACACACGGGGCAAGGACCACAGACACACACGGGGCAAGGACCACAGACACACACGGGGCAAGGACCACAGACACACACGGGGCAAGGACCACAGACACACACGGGGCAAGGACCACAGACACACACGGGGCAAGGACCACAGACACACACGGGGCAAGGACCACAGACACACACGGGGCAAGGACCACAGACACACACGGGGCAAGGACCACAGACACACACGGGGCAAGGACCACAGACACACACGGGGCAAGGACCACAGACACACACGGGGCAAGGACCACAGACACACACGGGGCAAGGACUUGAAGAUUUUUUCUUUUGA